UGGCCGGGGAAUCGAACCCAGGCCCUCCUUGCUGUGAGGCGACAGCGCUACCCACCGCGCCACCGUGCUGUCCCACCGUGCCGUCAAAUUUCCAAAUAUUUUAUAUUCAAAAACAUGCAAGCUCCACUGCCGUUCUGUACAUAUCUACUGUUAAUGUUGUCCUGCUUUGUAUGUGUACUUCCAACAAAUGGAUUUUUUGUGAUUAACUGUGUCAUUAAGGGAUCUCUGAAAUAUCCUGCAAAUUUGAAGGCGCUAUGCAAUAAGAGAGAACUUUGUGUUAUACCCCACAACAUACCAGACCAAACAAGAGUGCUCGAUCUUUCUUACAAUCAUUUGAUGAGCAUUAAGAAAAAGGAUUUAAUCUACUUCACCAAGCUUACACAUUUGAAUGUGUCACACAACUGGAUCAAAGAUAUAAAGGAAGGGGCUUUCAGGAGCUUGACAGCCUUGCAGGAGCUGAAUCUUGCCCACAACAAUCUCCAUAUAAUCUCAGGAGGAUCCUUCCAAAAUUUGUUCAAUCUCACUGUGCUACGGCUGGAUGAAAAUCAAAUUACAAACAUCAGUGCUUCUGCCUUCGAUCCUCUGAUUAGUUUGGUCAUGGUGAAUCUAUCAGGUAAUCAUUUAGCUCACAUACAUGAAGUUCAACCUCUCUUUCAGUUGCUUAACAUUCAAGAGCUGCACAUUGGAAGAAAUGGAUUUUCUUCUUUUCAAACACCCCAAGUUUCAAACACAUCCUUAAAACUGAGAGUCCUGGAUCUGUCCUGGAAUCCUUUACGAGUCUUCAGAAUCACAGCAGAUGUUUUCCCUCACCUUGAAUCAUUAGGCCUGGCAUUCAGUAACGAAAGCAUGACAUGGGAUGUGCAGGAUGCAAGCUACCUCAGAAAUGUCAGCACCCUUAAUUUAACUGGGAUAGAAAUGAAUGAAGAAAUUAAAUCAGUGCUACAGACCUUUAACACAUCACUGACCAAUCUCAGCCUCUACCGACUCAAAGAAAAAACACUAAUUAAGACAGCCUGCCUGAUCAACCCUUUGAGAACCCUACAUGUGCAGUCAAGCAGAUUGGCAUCCAUAUCUGCGAAGGAACUAACAGGCUGCACUGAUCUAGUAACACUGGACUUGUCUGAAAACAGUCUCAGGAACAUCACAAAUCUGGCAUUUGGAUUUAUGACAAACCUUAAAAGGCUGAGUCUGUCCAGAAACAAACUGGACAGUGUUCCACCUGCCAUUUGGAAUCUGUCCUCCUUGGAGGUCCUAGACCUCAGUUACAAUAGCAUCUAUAAUUUAACUUGUUCAGAUUUCAACAGCUUAGCACAGCUGCAGACACUUUACCUUUCCAGAAAUCCAUUGUAUUCAGUAAAACCUUUUCAAAACCUUACAAAUUUGAAGACUUUGAUUAUAAGCUCCAGCAGAUUAAUUUCCGUGACCAACUGUUUCAGAGCUUGUCUCCAGAAACUAGAGUUUUUGGAUUUAACGCAAAACAAAUUGAAUUACAUCCAUAAAGAAGAUUUUGGAGAUUUGAAAUCUCUUAAGCACUUGCUUUUAAAUGACAACCAAAUAACCACCAUAGAUAAAGGGGCCUUUGAGGGACUGCAGAAACUGACAGUGCUAAACCUUCAGUCAAAUAAAAUCACACAGAGUUCUUUAAAAGCUUCUGUUUUCUCAGGACUUACAAACCUGAAAUAUCUCUUGCUGAACAACAAUUACCUCUCAUAUUCUGAUCAGAGCAAUCUCGUUAAACCACCCUUUAGGUAUUUAAAAUCUUUGGAAACUUUAGCAAUUCACAGCCAAGGCCACAAAGGGAUGUUGAAUUUCCCUUCAAAUUUUUUGGAAGGACUGACGUCUUUGCAGGUGUUGACAGCAGGAAAUCUCAAUUUAAACUUUCUUUACCCAAACACCUUUUCACACUCUCCAAGACUGCUGAGCCUGGACCUCAGCCGAAACGAAUUAACAACGGUCUCACAGGAAUUAUUCACACCCCUCAAAAGACUCAACAGACUCCAUAUGUUCUCUACUGGUUUGCAGUCUAUGGACUUCCUCAUGCAAGCAAACCUCACUGAAAUUCAAUAUUUGCAAAUCAGCAAGAAUGAACUGGCAGUUAUCAAUGAGACCUUCAUUGCAUCAUUUACCAACUUAACGUAUAUCGACCUACAAGGAAAUCCAUUCAGUUGUGACUGCAGCAAUGCCUUGUUUGUUGACUGGGCAAUAAGAAACAAUGUCACGCAAGUCGUAAAUGCAGACCAGUUAACAUGCAAUUACCCAUCAAAACUCAGGGGAAAUAAACUUAUGGAGCUUGACUUUGAGUCCUGCACUGUGGACAAGGGUUUUUUCUGCUUCAUUUCUACCACUGUAUUUAUUCUUUUGAUUAUGUUUAGCUCCAUCCUUUAUCAUUUCUUAAAAUGGCAGGUUGUCUAUGCCUACUAUCGCCUUCUGGCAUUUCUCUAUAAAAGCAACCAGCAGAGAAAGACACAGUCCAGUGGCUAUCAGUAUGAUGCAUUCAUUUCCUACAACACCCACGAUGAACUGUGGGUUAUGAGUGAGCUGUUACCUCAUGUGGAGGGGGAGCAGGGCUGGAAGUUGUGUUUGCAUCACAGAGACUUCCAGCCAGGUAAACCCAUCAUAGAUAACAUUGUGGACGGGAUCAAUAGGAGUCGUAAAACAAUCUGUGUGAUCAGUCGCCACUACCUAGAGAGUGAGUGGUGCUCCAGAGAAAUCCAGGUGGCCAGUUUCCGACUCUUUGACGAGAAGAAAGAUGUUCUCAUCCUGGUGUUCCUGGAGAACAUUCCACCCCAUCAGCUGUCUCCAUAUUACAGGAUGAGAAAACUAAUCAAGAAACGAACCUACAUCAGCUGGCCCAAACCAGGAGAGGAUACUCGGGUCUUCUGGGAGAAACUGAGAAUGGCUCUGGAGGCCAAGGAGUCUUCUAAAGAGGAAAAUCCUAUUCUUUCUGGGAUAAGCGGUACCUGAUAAUACUCAAAUAUUACAGAUCUAAUGGCAACCACUUUUGGAAUUUCGAAAUGAUAACCAAUUGCAGUGAUUGUUCUCAAAGUAAGAUCUAGGCUUUACUACACACCUUCUUUCUUCAUUGUGGUUUUUGGAUUUAUAUGUAUGUAUAAUUUACCAGUGCCAGGUACCUUCCACAAUGUGUAAAAUUGUAAUUAAUGAACCAAUAGAAAUGGUGCAACAUUGCUUGAUAAAAGUAUUUUUAAAUUAACGUCCAGUCCAACUAAGUUACAAAUGUUUUCCCUUCUCCUGAAAAGUUUUGUUCUAGUAACAGUGAUUUACAUGUAGAAAAUGUCUAAAAAUGCAAAUGGGUGGUUCAAAAAUCUUUUUAUGGGUUAUAAUCUUUUUGCAUUUUAUUAAAGAUGAUGAUUAAUGAUUAAACAAUGGUGGUGAAUAAAGAACACACAAAAUUUGUCUGCUGUCAGUUACAAGCGUGGAAAGUCUGCAGUCGAAGGAAUUAGUCUAGAAAGUGGAGAUGGAGAUGUCCUGUAUAUGUUUUAUUUUUAAUUUGCCUCUGAUCCCAAUCCAAAUUCUUUAAUGUUAAGGAUUAGCCAAUGCAGAGUCCAGUCCCGCAACUUCAUUUUCAUAGAUAGUACAGAACAUUUGCUAAAAUAUGGUAGGCCUUUAAUUACUUAAAAAUGGUAUAGUCCAUUUUAAACAUUGACUCAAUCUUAUUCACUUACACUAUAUGUCUAAGAGCAUCCAGACACCCCUUCUAAUUAUUGAAAUUAGAUACUUU
Molecule: messenger RNA, 3739 nt
Organism: Pygocentrus nattereri (red-bellied piranha)
Lineage: Eukaryota; Metazoa; Chordata; Actinopteri; Characiformes; Serrasalmidae
Product: toll-like receptor 13
Exons: 1
Coding region: 115-2964 (949 amino acids)
Biological process (GO): immune response; toll-like receptor signaling pathway; inflammatory response
Cellular component (GO): membrane
Molecular function (GO): protein binding; transmembrane signaling receptor activity
Source: RefSeq, a predicted model, not a curated record